Bacidia gigantensis is the source of this 3258-nucleotide messenger RNA. RefSeq lists its product as uncharacterized. The record is from RefSeq and is a predicted model, not a curated record. NCBI's taxonomy places the organism in Eukaryota, Fungi, Ascomycota, Lecanoromycetes, Lecanorales, Ramalinaceae. Bases 1 to 3258 code for a protein of 1085 amino acids. Gene Ontology annotation, molecular function: protein binding. The transcript has a single exon.
AUGAAAGAGAAGCUCGCAGGAUGCCUUGGAUAUGGAAGGCUAGCUCUUCUAUUAGUUCGAUCCAAGGGGCGGGCUGCUCAUGGUCAGAGAUACCUACACUCAGCGUUUUGGUCCCACGGUGCUGCGCUGAUCGAUUUGCCCGCUUGGUGGAUCCUGCUUCUGCAAUCCUCAGGCGUAAACGAUAACAUUCGUUCAGAGCAGAGCAAGGGCUCUGCUGCUCUCGGGAUUGUAUCCCAGCUACACAGCAUCUUCCUCGGCUUCUUGUACCCUGUGCAGACUUUGGCUUUGAUCCGGAAACUACGGUACUCUACUAAUGCACACCUGCGUGCAGCCCACAAUGUCAAGCGUUGUUCGAGGAACUAUGCAUCUAUUGCUACAUCUCUAAUAUCCAACUCGCAAGCCUCUGCGCCAAAGCCGGCUCAAGAUCUACGGCAUUUCGUUUCCAAUCGACACAAAGGCAAGAGGGAUGAUUUGGCUAGGUCAAUUGGUCAGCCGGCCGAGGCUAAAUUGCGUUCGCUUCCCUGUCAUAAGACGUGGCAGCUUUAUCAGGAUGUGGUCCAAGAUGGUGGAUUUUUAUCGCCCUCAGAGACUAUCAAUUUUAUCAAGUAUUUAAGCGCCUCUACGUCGCAUGUCGAUUUUGAGCGGAUACUUGCGCUUUUUGAGGCCAUUCCAAUGAAGGGUCGUCGAGCUGUCCAUUACAGCUAUGCUAUAUCUGCCUCAUUGAGACUACAGGACACCGAAACGGCUCUCUAUGUCCACCGCGAAGCCAAGAGGAGGCUGCGUUGUCCAUUGGGUGCCUCUGCUCUCCUUCAUCGCGCUGUCGCCUUCGGGAAUUGGACUCUGGCGAUGGAAGUCUGGCGUCCCUUUUGGGUGUCCGGUUUUGCUCUCUACACGCUCAGAGGGUUAUGGCGAGGCGUUGAGGCAAUGCCGUUCGAUUUUCUGAUGGACAAAGUUUCGUCUUUCGCAGAUGUAUUUCUUGCUAGCGGGACUUCCCACAAACAAGACGACAUUUUGUCGGGGCGUGCAUUUGUCACCGAAAUGGUGAUUCAUAUGCUGCAGGUCCGUCUCCGUGAAGAUUCAAAAUCCAAAUUCAAUAUACAACGGUGGCAUACACUUAUGCUUAAAGUGGUUGAGAUAGCAGGCGCCAAUGACAAGUCACAGGUUGCCUUGCUACAAGAGCUGGCGGUACAUGUGGCUUUGUCUCUUGGAGAGAGUGGGUAUGAUCUUGCUGCACUUGAGAUCUACCAUGAUGUGCGGCGGAAGGUGCCCGGUCUUAACGUUUCGAAAGAGCUCCUGACGACUCUUUUGAGAACGAGUCGGCUCUGUAAUGCGGUCUCCGGUGCAGUGGAAAUUCUGCGAGAAUGGAGAAGAAUACACGGAAAGGUAGACAAAUUUAUCUAUCGAAGCGUUAUGCGCACUUUCGCAAAUAAGGGAAAAGUGCAAGAAUUGGAAAUAGCAUGCAGCCUCUACGGUCUUGAUCACGGUGAGAUUGUGGACCCCAGGAUAUGGCAGCAUCUGUUGAGAGUCCACUACUGGAGAGCGGACCCUCAGCAGGUUACAAAAGCUUUCACGAGCAUUCAGGGAAAACCAGAAUACAUUGCUGAUGUCCGACUUUUCAACACCGUGAUCAGUACUUUUGCCCGGGUAGGCGACGUUGAGGGCGUUACUACAUGGCUUGAAAACCUUGAGAGGGCUUCUUUGAAACCUAACCUUGUCACCUAUUUUGCCUUGUUGUGGGUGCACGGCAAGCGAGGUGAUCGGGAUGCUGUGAACCAUAUGCUAGAGAGGGCCUUGUCUGAUGGACUGAAGCCGGAUAGGUCUAUGAUAGAACUGGUUGUAUACGUCAAUGUCACCGAUCAGAAAUUCGACGAAGCUGAAAGGCUGCUUGAAGAGGCUCUGACUAUGGGCUUGGGGGGCUCCCUUGUUAGAAUGUGGAAUAUCUUCUUGGCCGCUCUCGCUUUUCGUCGAGACCUUCGGAAAGUCCAGCAGAUCCACAACCGCAUGAAAGAAGUUGGAAUUCAAUCGAACGUUCAAACCUAUGGAGCUAUACUUACGAGUCUAUGCGUUAUGAAAGCCCCGCGCGCUGCCUAUAGAAUCCUCCGAAAAAUCAUGCCCGAAGCGGGCUUUAAGCCACAGGUUUCAAAUUACGUCACAGUCAUGAUGGGCUUCGUCAAAAUACGUGACUAUGACAAAUCAUUUGAGGUCUACAGGCAUAUGCUUAUGCAAGGUCUAGCUCCCAACAUGAGCUCGGAGAGUGCCCUCCUGCGAACUUAUAUCGGCUCUGGGCGACAUCCACAGCGCAACAGAGCACCUAAAGGCUACCGUUCCCAAGUACGCCGGGCUCGUCAAGUUCUUCAACGGACCAUAGACAACCUUGAUAGGUCUCAGCUGGUCACAUCAGAGCCUUGGCAAUUUGUGGGUCCCGAGCGGCUAGACGAAGCUUUCACGUCCAGCAAUUUUGACUACAUGGUCUAUAUAUACGGCACGAGCAAGAUGUACAAACGAGUGUCCGAAACCUUUCAGACCUAUAUUGCCACCGCAGCCAAGUUCAAGGCUGAAGACGUUGAAAUCUCACCUCCAAUGCGUAUGGUGUCGGCCUUGCUCGUUGCCCAUGAGAGGUCUGGCAACACCCAGGAAGUGGAGCGCUGUUGGUGUCUUGCUCUUGAUAAAUGCGAGAAGCUUGCUCGCAAGUCGUUAAUUCGGGAUCCUUUUCAAACCAAAUGGGUCUUACCGGCACGACGCUUUGUGAUUAAUUUCCCAUUCCGGUUUUACCUGAGAUUCCUAGCCAGGCAAAAGCGCUUUGAGGAUAUGAUAGGCGUCGUUGAUGAGCUUUGUGAGGACGGCUACGAUCUUUCGGCCGACAAUUGGAACGCGUAUGUUCAACAUCUUUCCUGCUCACCAAACCUCACUCACCAGCUCCUUGCCUUCACGGUCUGCGAAACACGUCUCAUGUCUCCAUGGUUGGGUUGGGACUACAUGGGUAGGCAUCGAGGUAAUAUAAUGGACCAUUUCAAUGGUAUGAGGAAUGUUACCGUUCGAACGAGGAUACCGGCGCCGACUUACCUUACAUUUGUAUACCUAGCAAAAGUCUACAGGAUUUUGGGCUUCGGCAGAGCAACGAGGAAACAAGAAGGGGUCUGGGAUCUGCAACAGAGUGGAGCGAUCUUGAAGACUCUGAAUGCUGUUAGCAACCUGCCGAAGAUGGAUGACGAGGAGCAGAGGUCGAUCCUUCGGAUUGACGACCAACAUCUGCCAUAG